CUUCUUUGUUCUCUUAAUUAGUUAGCGUUAGGUAGCUAAAUGUUGCAUUGACCUGGUGGGCGGACCUUCCUCUCGGCUUUGCUGGUUAGCUGUGUCGUUAAUGGUACCCGUCGUCAGUUAGCUUGGUUGGAAGCUAAUUUAUCCAACAUUAAAAGAUAACACGUUUGUGCGUUUACAACUCGGUUACCAGGAGUUAGCGUUAAGGAACUUGGUCUGUUUGUUGAUUUAUUUGAUGAUAACAAGGAGGGCUAGCGUACGGUCUGAUAGACAAACUCAAGCUAACGUCGCUGAAGGUGUAGCUAACGCAAUGUGUUUCGGGGGACUGAAAAAGUUAAACAAGUUUGUCAAGCCAUGACGUUAUGUUGAUUGUCCUACAGUUGAAGCCUGGGUCUUCGUAACCUAUUCACUUGUAACUAGCGUUACCUUAUUGACUUUAUUUGAAGGUAACGUUGAGUUAUCGAAAGCCAAAGCAACCUUUGCAGCUCCAAAGGUUGCCAGGUUAAACCAAAGACAUGUAGACGAGAAGCCUGACUUUUAAAUGCUUUCAUUGCAAUAAGAGAAUUGUAAUUUAAGGAGGGGUCAAAACAGCUGAAACACACCCACAGGUGUGUCUAUGGCCUGAGGACGACAUUCUGCCGAAUCAUUGUCAACAAGUAUUACAGCUUUCCAGCUGAGCUGGCAGUACAUGCAUGCUUCUCCAGUAAGUUUACACAACUUCCUGGCCAACUUUAGCGAACGGAGUGUCUGCGAUUUGAAUUCCACUCCAACAGAAAAAGCAUGACAGCUGUGGUAGGCAAAGCAUGGGGGUGGCUGCGCUCAUGGGGCGGCACUAACGUGUCAGAGAAUACCACCAUGGUGUCAGCCAAGGGCCAGAUACAUGACUUCAGUAAGCAGGGCCUCGGAGGGUGGACCUCUUGGAUCUGGGGAGGGUUGAGACAAAGUGACCAAAGUAGUCCAGGGGAGGAGUACUGGGAGGCGCAGGAGAAGCUUCAGCCCAUGGAAGUGAAUGUCCAGGAGACAGGGGCAAAUUCUAGGUGGUGGAACAAAUAUCUCCACACUUCCUACCUUCCGUGGCCAAGGAAAGCAGAAGCAAGCGGACUGAGACGCAGGAAUCGUGAUGGCCGUAGUGUAGAUCCUUGGAACUGUGAUGUUGAUGGGGAUUUUUCUGACUACGGGACACCUCCUCCGUCUCCUACACCUCCUUCCUUUCAGCUGACAUCUCCUUUUCGACUUUUUGCGCAAAGUUUGAAGGUGGAAAUCGUGCCGGAGCACUACGAGAUCUCUUUCAACUUCCUCCGCCACUUGUUUGAUCUGUUUGUUGUGGGCUUCCUUUGGACUGUGUCCCCCCCUGCCAAGCUGAUCCUGGAGGUGUUGGGGGUCCAAGGAGCGCUGAGGCUGUGGCUCCAUGGUAUGGCCAUGUUCUUUGUCUCCACAGUUGGGAUGGCAGGAUUACUGUGGCUGAUCCAGGAGUAUCUCCCUCAGUUUGCGUUGAUCUAUGGCAUCAUCCAGGCACUGGUGAUCUCGGUCAGCGUUCGCCAGAGUGUGAUGCUUGACGUAGAGGUAGAAAAAGAAGAGAAGGAUGACGAGGGCAUGGAGACUGAAGAACCCAAAGAAAAGCUUGUGUCUGUUAAGGACAAGGUGAAGACAAGUUAAGUUUAAGACGGUGAGAAGUUGCUGCCCAUCAAGGAGUCCAACAUCAGUCCAGCUGUGUCACACCUCCAGCGGGACAGCACCUCUGUGUUCUGCACAGUCAUUACAAAAACUUCUGUCACUUUAUGUUCAACACUAAUGAUCUAAGUUUAAAGAUGUCUGUCGUCACUUGGCCUUAUAGUUGUCACCCGAAUGUUGACAGUGAUAGCAGUACAUAGUUUAGUAUCACAAAGUACACUACUACUCUUAAUGGUGGUCAGUAAUGUUAGAGAAACACAGCCAGUAUUCAGGGAAUACGAAUGUUGCGUUUCACUGUUAACAUUUGAUUUCUUGUCCUGUUGGACUUUGUUUUUCAUGAUUCACCACGAAGCAGUCACCCGGUUUGGAACCAAGUGACUGCCUUUGGUGCAUUCUGGGUAUGAAGAAAUGAACACAUUGGAACCCAAAUACACUGUCUAAAUGAUCAGAAACUUUAGGCAUCCCCACGAGAAGGUAAGGAAUGCAAAGGGAUACAAACCACUGCAUUAACAAAAACCGGUUAUAUGAAACAUUGUCGGGGGGCGAGAGAAGCGGAGUUUUUGCACAGGAGUCUUCACAUGGGAGUAUUUAGCAAAGGCACAGCCGUUGAGAAGAAAAACCGCAGUGUUUCAGAAAUAUCCCAGAGCCCCUGAACGCCAGGUCACUGACUAUAAAGCAGCAA
Etheostoma cragini (Arkansas darter) is the source of this 2350-nucleotide messenger RNA. RefSeq names its product chromosome 14 C6orf47 homolog (gene c14h6orf47). Lineage: Eukaryota; Metazoa; Chordata; Actinopteri; Perciformes; Percidae. The record is from RefSeq and is a predicted model, not a curated record. The transcript has 3 exons. The coding region runs from base 778 to 1653 and encodes 291 amino acids.